Salvelinus sp. IW2-2015 is the source of this 1646-nucleotide messenger RNA. RefSeq names its product lysosomal cholesterol signaling protein. Gene Ontology annotation, biological process: negative regulation of BMP signaling pathway. Lineage: Eukaryota; Metazoa; Chordata; Actinopteri; Salmoniformes; Salmonidae. The record is from RefSeq and is a predicted model, not a curated record.
GAGAUGCCUGAUACUAUAGACUCUGCCUUCUUCUAUGGCAGGGCUCAGAUCAUCAGUACUGCAGUAGUAGUCUCCUGCAGCAUCUUGGUAGGUGGUUUCUCUCUGAUGGGUCUUAGCCAGGGCACCAAGGAGAACCAGAACUACCAAGCCCUGGAGAGAGCCUCCAACAUGGGUACUAUAGAGGACCUGAGGCCCCCUGGACACCAGGAGAACCAGACCCCCCCACUGGAGCCCUCAGCAGCAGAGACCAGCAACAACAGUGACUGCUGUAGCUGUACACAGCCCGUGCCCGACAUGAGCAACGGCGCCACCAGGAACGACACUCCCACGUCUCUAACAGGCCAGUGUGGGGCGCUGUGUGAACCCCAGCAGCAGCAGUGUAGUCCACCGGUCCAGGAUGACAGACAGCUGGUCAGACACCGUCCUGUUGGUCUACUCCUCAUAGUUUCCCUGCUGGCUAACCUGUCCAGUUGUCUAUGGUGGUUGUUCAACCAGGACCCUGGUAGACUGUACCUGGAGCUGCAGUUCUUCUGUGCUGUGGCCAACUAUGGACAGGGCUUCAUUUCGUUUGGUAUCUUUGGCCUGGACAGGCAUCUGAUCAUUCUGCCAUUCAAGAAGAGGUUAGUGAGCCUGUGGCAGGGCAGGGAGAGUGCGGAGGAGCCCCUCUGUGGUUCCAGAGGAGAUCAGGCUGACCUGCACUCAGUUUGUCCGCUAUCAUAAGACCAGUGUGUUCAGGACAUAGUGCCCAUCAAAAGUGCUUCUGGGGAAAGCCUGAACAAUGGGACAGUGGGUGAAUCCUUCCUUUGAUACGCAGGUGUGAGGGAGAGAGGGUUCAGGAGAAGGAGCGCUCCAGGGAGAGACCUGGUCAGGGGACUUAUCCUCCAUCCCAGGCCCAGAMKCAGGCCACUUUCCUGGGCAGUGAUCUGGUGGACUGGCUGGUGAGGGCGGGUCUGUCCCGGGACAGGGGGGAAGCCCAGCUCUAUGGGGCUCAGCUCCAGCAAGGAGGGAUACUGCAACACCUCACACACCAGUUUGACUUCAGGGACGACCCCCUGCUACACUACCGCUUCACUGAGAGGAGCUGGACGCCACCGAUGGAGAGGAACAGCAGUAUGCCUCCUGUGGCCAUGUGAUGUUCCCAGAGAAGGAGGGAGGAAUGGGGGGGGGAUUACUAUUCAGCAGUGUUGUUGUCAAGUCACUAAACCUUGACUCCUAAGUCCUAAACCUUGAUUUUUAAGUCUUAAACCUUGACUCCUAAAUCCUGUAUUAGAAUAUUACAACACUGCUAUUCAGUGAGAUGAAACGUUCAGAUGGAAAUAUAAUGAGAUAGAGCUGACACCAUUUAGCAUUUCCCAUUCCCACAUAUCAGACAAUCAUAUCUGUUCCGUGUCAUACAUUUAUAUCUGAACAUUUCUGUAACGUUUGCACCCUCCUGAAUGGACCCGAGAAGAGAGAAAGAAUGGGUGGGCUUCGUCCAGGCUCUGGUCAAGAGUAGUGCACUAUGAAGGGAAUAGGGCUCUGGUCAAGAGUAGUGCACUAUGAAGGGAACAGGACUCUAGUCAAGAGUAGUGCGCACUAUGAAGGGAAUAGGGCUCUGGUCAAGAGUAGUGCACUAUGAAGGGAACAGGGCUCUGGUCAAGAGUAGG